CACGCUUGUCAACUGAAGUGUCGUGGUCGUCGCGCUCCACGUUCAGUUUGUUUUCUGUACCUACUUACGUAGAUUUCACCACUUCCGUCUCCCAAGUCAACAAACAUCCAAUCCUACCUAGUCACCUCAAUCUCCUCCCCGGACGAAGUCGCCAACACAACCAAGACUUCCACAAACUCGAAUCUUCACGCGACCGCCACAACUUGCUCUUGCUCUAGGCCGACGUCCACUCUCUGCAUCUGCAAGCCGUUCCCGCGUCACGGUCCCUCCUCCAUCUAUCUCACUGUCUCUCCCUCCCUCGACACAAGAUCAUAACAACAACAACACCACCACCACCACCACAACGAACCACACACAGAGCGCUCGCCCGCCAUGGCAGCCAAUCUCGACCACCUCGCACAACUGCUUCAGGCAACUCUUGACGCGCGACACCAUCGCAAAGCCGAGACCGCCUUGAAGGAAGAGGCAAAGAAGCCCAAAUACUCGUUAUCCCUCCUUAGCAUCGUGGCUAACGACGCUCAACCGAGCAACAUUCGCCUUGCCGCCGCCCUCGCUUUCAAGAACUUCAUCCGCCACAACUAUGUCGACGAGGAGGGCAACUACAAGCUACCCCCGGAUGAGGUCGCCACCAUCAAGCAGGAGCUCGUCGGUCUCAUGAUUUCCUCCCCCCCUACGAUACAGACCCAGCUCGGAGAAGCCAUCAGCAUCAUUGCCGAUUCCGAUUUCUGGGAGCGCUGGGAUACCUUGACCCAGGAUCUUGUCAGCCGCCUGUCCACCACUGACCCCAAGGUUACAAACGGUGUCUUAGAAGUAGCACACUCCAUCUUCGCCCGCUGGCGUCCGCUGUUUUCCUCAAACGCCCUCAACAUCGAAGUCAACCAUGUUGUCAAUACCUUUGGCGACUCCUUUAUCCAGAUGCUGGGCGUUGCCGACCAACAAAUUGAAGCAAACAAGACCAACGAGAAGGCACUGAAGGGCUGGCUUGAGACCAUGAGUCUCUUGACAAGAAUCUUCUUUGACCUUUCAUGCCAGGAUUUGCCCCCCAUCAUCGAGACGAACCUACAGCCCAUUACCAUGGUCCUUCACAAAUACCUGAGCUACGCAAACCCCCUGUUUGACGAUGAGGAGGACGAGGCGACACCGAUCGAGAUCCUCAAAUCGGAUAUUUGCGACGCCCUGCACCUCUUUGUCACAAAAUACGACGACGACUUCGGCGGCUACGUACAGGACUUCACAAGUAACGUGUGGAACGUCUUGUCGAGUGUUGGGCCCCAGAAGCGGUACGAUGUUCUUGUCAGCAAGGCGCUCCACUUCCUUACUGCUGUCGCCUCCGUCCACCGCCAUGCCCAAGUUUUUAACAACGAGGAGAUCCUGGGUACCAUUGUUGAGAAGGUUAUUCUUCCCAACGUGACACUCAGGGAGUCUGACAUUGAGCUUUUUGAAGACGAGCCUAUCGAGUUCAUCCGUCGUGAUCUUGAGGGUUCAGAUACCGAUUCGCGAAGGAAGGCGGCUACUGACUUCCUGAGAAAGCUCCUUGACGACUUUGAGGCCCUUGUGACACAGGUCGUGUCCAAGUACAUCAACCACUACUUGGAGAUGGGCAAGACCGACUGGAAGGCCAAGGACACUGCUGUCUACCUCUUCUUGGCCAUCGCCGCCAAGGGAGCUGUCACGGCGGCCCAGGGUGUCAAGACCGUCAACAGCUUUGUUAACGUUAUUGAUUUCUUCCAGCAGCACAUUGCGGCCGACUUGGUUGCCACCGGCGGCGAGCCCAUCCCCAAGGUCGACGCCAUCAAAUUUCUGUACAACUUCAGGAGUCAGCUUAGCAAGGAACAGUGGGGUGGCGCUAUCAACCCUCUCAUUCAGAACUUGGCUUCACCCAACUACGUCGUUUACACAUACGCGGCCACCACCUUGGAGAGAGUCCUCUUCCUCACCGAUGAUCAGGGACAGCAUAUCUUGUCACGGGCCGACAUUCAGCCGUACGCCAAGGACCUUCUACAGCAUCUGUUUGCCUUGGUUGAGAAGGACACUUCAGCCGCCAAGCUACAGGAGAACGAGUUCCUCAUGAGGUGCAUCAUGAGAGUUCUGAUCGUGAUCAAGGACGGUGUUUUGGAGUGCGACAUCGAUAACAUUCUGGAUCACCUCAUUAACAUCACCAAUGUUAUCAAGGAAAACCCCAGUAACCCUCGGUUCUACUACUUCCACUUCGAAGCUAUUGGUGCAAUUGUCAGGUAUUGCAGCAACGCCCCUCAAGUUGACCUGCUUUCCCGCCUAUGGGCGCCUUUCACCUACAUCCUCAAUGAGGAUGUUACAGAAUUCGUGCCCUAUGUGUUCCAGAUUUUCACUCAGCUUUUGGAUCUCAACAAAUCUGGCUCUAUUCCUGGAGAUUUCAAAGCGCUCAUCGAUGCUGUUCUCGCCCCCGGUCCCUGGGAGACUAGGGGUAACAUUCCUCCCCUUGCUAAGUUUAUCGCGGCUAUCAUCCCCAAGGCUACUGAGGAGAUUGUCAAAGAGAACAAGCUCGAGCCCAUUCUUUCCAUCUUCCAAAGUCUUCUGAAUGGAAAGAAGACGGAUCAGAAUGCUUUCGAUAUCCUCGAAUCUGUCAUUUGCUCGUUCCCUGCAUCGGUUCUGGAACCCUACUUCGGCACUAUCCUUACUCUUAUCUUCACAAAGUUGCAGAAGAACCCCUCGGACUCGUACAAGACUCGUGUUGCUAGCUUCUACCAUCUGGUCUCGGCUCGCUCUGGAGAGGCUGGGCUGGGAACUGACUAUUUCAUCAAGCAUGCCGAAACCAUCCAGUCCGGCGUCUUCACGCCGUUCUAUCUCCAAGUCGUGAUUCCCACCACUCGCGAGUUCGCUCGUCCUAGCGACCGUAAGCUUGCCGUCAUCUCCUACAGCAAGACACUGGUCGAGUCCAAGGCGUUUGCCGAGCGCUACAUGAAGGGCUGGGGCUUCACCUGCAACGCCCUCCUCGAGCUUCUCAAGAACCCGCCCAAGGUUUCCGCUGGUGCUGGUGACGAGAUCCUCAACGAGGCCGACGUGGAUGAUAUCGGGUUUGGUAUUGGAUUCACCCCGCUCAGCACCUGCAAGCGACCUCCGAGGGACGAGUUCCCUGAGAUCACCGAUGUCCAGCAAUGGGUUACAGGUUUCUUGAAGGCAUCGGACAAGGCACACAAUGGUUUGAUCACCAAGUAUGCCAGUGAGAGGCUGAACGAUGAGGCCAAGGCGGUCUUGGCUCACUAUCUGAUGUAG
Molecule: messenger RNA, 3252 nt
Organism: Neurospora tetrasperma FGSC 2508
Lineage: Eukaryota; Fungi; Ascomycota; Sordariomycetes; Sordariales; Sordariaceae
Exons: 3
Coding region: 373-3252 (959 amino acids)
Biological process (GO): protein export from nucleus; protein import into nucleus
Cellular component (GO): nuclear envelope; cytosol
Molecular function (GO): nuclear export signal receptor activity; small GTPase binding
Source: RefSeq, a predicted model, not a curated record